Messenger RNA from Diatraea saccharalis (sugarcane borer), 2418 nucleotides. The record is from the annotation of a GenBank genome assembly. NCBI's taxonomy places the organism in Eukaryota, Metazoa, Arthropoda, Insecta, Lepidoptera, Crambidae.
AUUUUUAACAUUUCAAGAUUUAUCAUUCAACUUCUUAUAAUUUUGGUGUGUGGUCACUCAACCCAUACACAAACCAAUAUGAUUAUUGCAAGUGUUGCAUAGCCCUGGGCUACAAAGGGGACAUGCAUCAAUUUUCCCUUUGAACAGUUAUAAAAUUUUAGUGGUAAGUGCUAUUUAUUUCUAUAAAUCACGAUUUGACUAAAACAAAACCUAUUAAUAUGAUUUAGUGUUGACAUUUAAGUUUGUUGCUAUUUUAUGCAGGGGUCACUGACAAAUAUCAACGGACAUAUAUCAUAAUAUGUAUCGAUUGAUAUGUAUUAAUUGAUAUUUAUAAUAUUUAUCGUUAAUUUGAGAAUUGAGUAUCAAGUCUCAGCUAGAAUAUUAACCAUCCCGAUGUGUCGCUGGCAACAUUGGCACGAAAUUUCUUUAUUUUUUUAGUUUAAUGCUUUUGUUCACGUAAAAAUGUUUAUUAUAGUGAGAUGGUAAUAAGUCGAGUAUUCCCCUAUACAUUAAUGGUAAUCCUGACACGCACACUACUUUUUAAAUAUUUUAUAAUAAAUAAACUAUUAAAUAUAAUUAACUUUCUUUAUCAUUCAUACUUUUGAUUUAAAAGAUCAAAUAAUAAAGCCAUAAUUUUUUCAUAGGCAUGAUAUAUAUCUGAUAUUUAUUUGAAUAUCGGAUUUUUGCAAACCCAGAUUUUAUUAUACAAAAAAAUUUAAGAUACUUCGGUCAACCUGUGCCAUAGAAUACUAUUACUCCAAGGAGAAGAAUACCAUAUAUAUAAAAGUACUCUUUGAAGAAUACUAACUUCAUACAAAAGUAUGCACCUCAAGGAUCCAAUGAAAAAUAUGAAUGAACGAUGAUUGUUUUAUCAGAUUAAAAGCAAAGGCAUUAAAUUAAAUAAUAAGUUAUUUUAUCCCAGACUGUUUUCAAGCGUAGGAUAAAAUUACUUUUACUUCAAUUUUACUGUAGAAAUGAAAUUGUAAAGUUAAAGAGAAAAAUUCAAGUAUUUACAUUAUUGCAUGAAAACCUACUUUUUGUGAAUUUGUGAAUAUAUGUUUUUUUUAAUAUUAAAUAUUUUAAUGCUUUUUAACGCCAAAGACCAAAGCAUUCGUCUCUAAGACCAAUAAAUUAUUUCUUAAAAAAAUAUUUAAGCCAAUCAUACGCAGCCGUUAAAAAUCAAACGCCAAUCAUAAUCAUUUAUUCUCCCGCGCUGCACUCUUACCUUGUUUAAAGUUUGACAUUUAUCAUAGUUUGGAAAGUGAGCUUUUUGCAAAAGUUUUGAGUAGUUGAAUAAAAUUAAUUUUGAUUAUAAAGUGAAGUGGCUUUCCCAGAAUAAGGAAAAGAUAAAUAAAAAUGAAUAUUGUAAUUACAACAUUCAAAGAUCCCUUUUCAUUUUUCUGUUUAUCUGAACAAAAUGGAAAGGACAUUGAUUUUAUCGAGAAUUGUGUUGAACCAUCAAACUUUCCCUAUUCAAGCAAGAUUGAAGUAGCUGAUGUAUGCCACGGCCAGUAUGUUGCUGUCAUGUGGAAAAAUAAAUGGGUCCGUGGUCUGGUCACUAUGGAAUCCCAGUUCCUUAUAUGGCUUAUUGAUUAUGGAUGUUAUUUACGGCCGAAUGAUAAAACUGUUUACACAGAACUACCUUCAGAAUUUAAGAAAUUUCCAACAAAAGUUUUUGAAGCAAGCAUCCAUGGAGUAGCACCGGUUGAUAGACAAAUGACUGAUGAUUGUGAAAUAAAGAAUGAAAUUGCUACUACAUGGACUGCAGGGGCUAUUGAGAAAGCUCAAACAUUGAUUGCUAAUGCUUCCAAAAUCUACUUUGUACCUAUUGCUUUAAUGUCCACUAAAGCAAAUGAUAUUGUGAUUGGUGACUUAUAUUUAGUAUUAGGUCAUGAAAGGGUAGUUAACAUUGUUGAUGAAUUGCAGCUGUGGCCAGUUUUUUUGGAGAAAAAUAAGUCUGCAUAUAUUGAAAAUCUAUUAAAUAAUUAUACUAGCCGCAGAAAACAUCGUGCUUGUUUGCUUAAGCCAGCUUUGCCUAAUUCUGAGAUACCUACAAUGACAUUUGAUACAACCCUCGAGGAGUAUGACGCCAUCUGUGCUGCGGCACCGCAGUUUGAAACCGCACAAGAGUGCAGCGACGUUUCGGAAGAGGGCAGCACCGUAGUUGACUAUGUUCAAAAUAAAACUGAAAAGGACGUCUGCAAACUAACAGCAGCGGAAAUUGAAAAAUAUUCGCACACUUACGUUAGUUUUGCUGGACAAAAAUACAACGUCUUAAAUGUGUUAUGUAAUAAAAUAAGAGAUUUAAAAAUCUGUGAAAAAUAUAAAGACCACGAUUUGAAGUCUGUAGGUCGAGCGUCAUACCGCAUUCCUCCACCAUGGAGGACAAAUUUUUAUUUUGAAAACAAUUUAAAUUAA